Messenger RNA from Somion occarium, 4139 nucleotides. Lineage: Eukaryota; Fungi; Basidiomycota; Agaricomycetes; Polyporales; Cerrenaceae. The record is from the annotation of a GenBank genome assembly.
GCUUCUUCGUCCUUUGUUGCUCUUCAGAAGUUCUCGAGUUCUGUGUUCGAUCAUGCUGUUCUUAACCUGGUUCAUCUUCGGUUUGGUCAUUCUCGUUCCUGGACUACUUGCUGCCAGCCUUCCACCAGCACUGGAUCCACAUGCAACCAUUGUCAAUCUGCGCAUCGAAGGUUCACAGAAAACUAUCUACGAAGGGCCUAUCAUCACCAAAGGCCACAACGUUACCACUUCAUCCGGAGGCACGCAUCAUUGUGAUGGGACAAACAAUCAUGAGAAUCCGACGCCAGGCCCGACCUGCACUAGCGCGCUAGAUGAUGCUUCCAAACUGAAAGGAUUUACGUGGGAUGGAAGUUUCUUUGACGAGUUUGACGAUUAUUUCAUAACUCGCAUUGCCUUGGAUACAGGCAACGACGACGUGGCGUGGGGUAUUUUGCUGGACUUCGAGUUUACGCCUGUCGGCGGGUGUCAACAGCGUGUGAAGAACGGAGACCAUGUGCUCUUCGCUUUUGAUGCAUUCAACAAGAAUCAUUUCUUGAAGUUAUCUGGACCAACGACGGUCAAGGCCGGCCAUCCAGUGACUUUCACAGUCACUGACGGUGCAACCGGUGUGCCGAUUGGAGGCGCUAUUGUUGCAGGUGGUGGUACCUCAGAGGCGACGAAUGCUGACGGGGAGAUCCAGCUGGCAUUUGAGUUAGUAGGGCCUCGUUCGAUCAAAGCAGAACGGAGCGAUUCGAUCCGGUCCAACAAGCUCUCAUUCUUAGUAGUCCCCUAAUGUCUUUGUUUGGCGAUUUUUGUAUUUUUCAGUACAAAGAACAAGAGUUAUUUGUCCCAGUGGGUGCACAAGAAAGUUAAGCGGUGUUCCGUUUUGGGUUAAAUAAACGUCCGAGCCGCCGACGGCCAGUUUGCUUUGGCAAGUCACGGUAAAACGCGUUAAGACUGUUGCCCUAUCUACAUCUUACACUUUUACUCUACACCACAUGGCUCUUGCCACCGAACUGCCUCUCGCCCUAUUAUCCUCCUAAUUCCUUCCUCUUCCCCUCCCACUCCUUCCUCCCGCGCCCCUGCCUUGCCACCCAACCACUAUGUCUUCCGCCCCCAGCGCAAGCGACUUGAAGAAUCGCGGAAAUGAAUCAUUCAAAGCUGGACAAUUCGUACAAGCUGCCAAAUUGUACGCCAAGGCCGAAGCCCUUGACCCAAACGAUCCGGUCUAUCCGUCCAACGCAAGCGCGGCUCUCUUCGAAAAUGCGGAUUAUCUUGGAAGCGUGGAGGCAAUCUUCCGUUCGUGGACAUCCCUGAAGUCAUCACACUCAGAUAAGCCGGACCUCGUUGUUCGACUAUCAACCAGGCUGGCAAAGGCCCUGGCACACGGAUUCAUGGGCGGAGGCAUCUCUUCUGAUUUUCUUACUGAGCACGCCACAGGUAUUGAGGAGCUUAAGCUGGCUGGUCGAACAUCACUCUCAAAUGACAUAAGCUCCGUUCCGGCAGCCGAAUGCAACAGCGCCUGGCAACUUUGGUAUUCGGUCUCGGAAAAUGUAAAUGACCACGCGAAUGCUGCCAAGGACGCUCUGGUGCACCUGUCACGUUUGCCGAUGCUAAAGAAGACCCCUGAACCCACUGUCGGUUAUUGGGCGCUGGGCACCGAUCCCGUCUUUUCUCUAUUGGAUGGCUGGUUGGACGGGAAUGCUCACCCUCUUGACAUUGACAAGCUCCAGGAAUCUCAGCUGAACAACGUUGGACUCUUAUUUGGAGGUGUCGGCGACGGUCGUCAUGCAUAUGCUACUACCAUUGGCAUCAACAAAGUAUUCAAACGCUUGGGUAAAUCAAAGCAAGAAAUGCUGAAUGUUCAUCUCACGCUGCUCGAUAUACAUCCCGGCAUUCUUGCGCGCGACCUUGUACUCAUGAUGCUUGCAUACGAACUUGGAGAUGAAAAUCUAGAUCCAGUUGAUAAACUAGAGAUUCAAGCCACCGCUAUAUACACCUUUGCCGGUGUCGCAAUGCCCUCAUAUUGCGCAGAACGUCUACGAACCUUACUCGCAGACCUUCGGCAUCGUCUCUCACAAUCACCUCCCUGCCUACCAGAAUGGCUGCACGUUGACUCCAACGCCGUCCAAGAGAUCUCACGAACGCUCGUCUCAUGGCUCACCAUCCCCGUUGGUCCUGUUAAGAAGCUCUUGGACGCUCAUAUCUACAUCAACCCUGAAAGGAGCGGUUUCGACUCGCUACCCUCAGGAAGGGUCCCGCCUGCGAUCGUCUCAAUGAUGAAGCAGGAGAUGGACGAGCGUCGACAGCAGUUUGCUAAGGCGCUCGACUCCUACUCACCAAACGAUCUGAGAAUGAUGGGCCUGGUUUCCCCUGAUACAUCUGCGAAAGAAGCUAAACGCCUGAUACAGGCAAAUCGUGAUGAACUCGUUGAGCGAAUGAUGCAAAAUUACCUGGAAGGACCACCCGAAGAGAAGUGGUAUAAGAAGAUGAAGAUAUUCCUCCCUCCGCCUGAACUCAGACCGAGGCACACGAAGUUUGUUGAGCUUGCUGAAGGUGCGAAGGUCGGAGGCAUAUUCGGGGACGCCGCGGUCAUGGAGGCAAACAAACAUAUUUAUUCCACUUGGGAGUCGAAUAUGACUAAUUUUUAUAUCGAUCCCGUCAGGCAGACCAAAGAACAGGGCUAUCCUAACACUUCUGCUAGCAACGUCAAAAGUCUUGCUGAUAUUCACGAUUUCUUGAAAGAGUCCGACCUUGUGUCAAGCAAGGCUUGCGAGGCAGCUGAUGAUGCGCAACUUUUUUUCUCCGGUGCAGCUUUCCUUGAGCUUUUUGGGAAGGCGUUGAGGGAACUCAGCGGCCAUAUCAAGAUCGAACUUCUUGCUGGUGGCUUGAUUGAGGAACUUGCCAAAAUGCGUUUCAAAGCGGACGUCUCGCGCCCCGCAGAAUUCCCUCGUUUCUACACUAGGAUGUGGCUCAGUAAUGUUCCGGACUAUACACAUGGUCUAUUGAAUGUGGUAGUCUACACUCUACCAAACGUUGACCAAACCGGCGAGGGCGCAGCGGCGUGUAACUCGUUGACGGCUAGUGGUGCAUGGAAGGGAGAUGACGAGUUCUGUCACACAUACACACUACUACCCCUUGCUGACAUACCGCGGUAUUUGGGAUGCCGGAUCAUACCUAUGGAUGGAAUCCGUAUUGUAGGAUGUCUUGUAGUUGCUCCUCAGGCAUUGCCGCGGCCACUCUCUGAACUCGCGACGAAGCAAGAGCUUUUCACAUGGCUCACGAGACAGCUCAUGAACAUCGUCAUACCGGGGGCUUCCCGACCACGUCCCAACCGCAUACUCCUUCCAAACAACCUCACUGCAUUAGUAGGUCUGCUUGUUCAUCUUCACGGUGUCGGAUUUCCGGGACAUUGGCUAGGAGAGUUCAUGCAGACCAUUCUCUCGGAUAACAUGGUUACAGACAUUGCACCCUAUCGCGAAACGCUCCCUAUUCCAGUAUCAGACGCCGAUAGGAGGGUGAAGAAACGGAAAGUGCGAUUGGAUCCUUGGCUUCCUGACCUUGAAAAUACUCUUGCUGUAUCCCACAAAGGCAUACCAUUUGCUUUCACUCUCCCGGCCGAUUUCGUUCGUUCUCCGGAGGAGAUUGGUCUAUUUUAUGUACCUGUGGAACAACAUCCCGUUCUAAAGGAUCGACUUCACCCUCGAGAUCCAACAAUCAUCUUGGUGUUCCACAAAGAAGACUUCAAUUCUAACAAAAUGAGUAUCUUCAUUCAGAGUGUUUUGGAAGGAGGAUCGUCUCUCCAAGUGGGUGAUCUAGUGGUUCUGACGGCUUCAGAUGCAGUGGAUCAUGACCGAGAGAUUCGAUGGAGGAUGAGCAGAAGGCGCGCUGAGGGCAUGAUGACGGGCCCAUGGUUUGUGACUGCAUUCAGAUCUGACAUGAUGGUACCAGCCACUAGAUCUGUGCCGUCUUCUCAAUGGGUCAAAGUCAAUUGAGCAGGAAACGGGAGUGCUCGAUUUGGACUUGCCUUGUGCUAUUGCUACUCAUUAUUGCAGUACAAUCGCCGUGAUUAAUACAUUAUGUCUUCAUUGGAUAGUAGGCUGUUCUAUCAAUUGCAGGCUUCUCGCAAGAUUAGAAACGUGGAAGUCAGAGGGAAAAAG